Messenger RNA from Effrenium voratum, 477 nucleotides. The record is from the annotation of a GenBank genome assembly. Lineage: Eukaryota; Dinophyceae; Suessiales; Symbiodiniaceae.
AUGGAGGUCUUCACUUUCUGGCUGCGGGCGGACCUGGUCGCAAUUUGCCUGGCAGUGUGGGCACCAACUUCGGUGUUCUUGGAGGAUGUGCGGCUGUGGCUGCUGCAGCUGGGCCUGGCGCUCGCAGUCUGCGGCUCCACCUACGGCCUUUGCGAUGGACUGGCGGGCUCCAAGGAGUCGGAGCUGAAGACCUUAGACAGGAAUCGCAUGCUCCGCACGAUCGUCAACUCCGCGUUUUUUGUGUGGUGCCUCAGCCUGACCGGCAUCGGUGCUGGUUUUCAGCACCUCUGGGUGAUCGGCGCCCUGCUUUACGGCAUCAGCUUCUUUCUCGCGCCUCCAUUCGCAAGAAAGUACCCGGACAUGCCAUGGCACUUUCAGAGUCUGAAUGGCUGGCAAGAAGACUUCCAUGUCACAGUGGCCUUGGCCGACCUGGCCUUCAUCAUCAUGGCCUAUCAGGUGGUCUUGGCAGCAGAAUAG